AUGGCAACUAACUCAAGCAAUUCUAAUCAUAAAUCUAUUCAUCAUUCAAACAGAAGAGUAUCAUAUUCACUCCCAUUAUCUGCUUCUUCUUCAUCAAAUCAAUCUCAACUUCCUAUCUUACAAAUCCCUUCACCUGGUCAAGCUCGUCAUCCAUCACGACAUUUUGAUCCACGACCACUUAUCAUUCCAGUCGGAUCAAAUCAUUCGAAUCAUCUAAAUCAAUCUCAAUCAAUCUCAGAUCACUUACCACGUCAUUCUUUAGGUAUCAAUGCAUUUGCAAUUGAUUUCUCAACUCAGAUUCAAGAUCAAGAUGGACCUCAAGGUAUUCUAUAUACUGGUUCAAAAGAUGGAUUAGUUGCUGCUUGGGAACUCUCGAUUCCUACUAAACUUCGAUCAUCACCUCCCUAUCCUCCAAUUCUCAAAUCAAACUCCUCUACAAAUCAUUCUACAUCAUCUGAAGCUCAAGAUUUAGAUUCUUAUCGAUUCGAUCAAUCUCCUUCAAAUCAGUCCGUACCCAAGACUUCUCAAGAUCCUAUCUCAUCUUCUAAUCAAGAUAUCAUCUACGAGAAUCGAUAUGAAAUUGAUCAGCAAAAGCUUUCACAGGCUCCACUUCCUCCAACCACCCUUCGGCAAUGUGUACAAAGUCACACCGAUUGGUGCAAUGAUAUUGUUCUCUGCAAUCAUAAUCAAACUCUGAUCUCUGCCUCCUCAGAUCGUACCCUAAAAGCAUGGUCUCCACAUUCUCCGCAUCUCGCUCUAUCUCCUAUCACCAUAGGGUCACAUAGUGAUUAUGUCAAAUGUUUGGCUCACAGUCGUCAAGGAAAGUGGGUUGCAAGUGGUGGCUUGGAUUGCAAGAUCAAAGUCUGGGAUAUUCAUGAGGGCCGGCUUCAUCCUGUUGUCAAUUUCCCUGAAGAAAAUAUCAAUUCCUCUAUAUACUCCCUCGCUACUAUUCCAAAUGGUACAAUCCUGGCAGCUGGAUCACCCUCGCGGGUAGUACGACUCUAUGAUCCGCGCUCGUCUGUUCGAUUGGCAAAGCUUGUUGGUCACACUGAUAAUGUUCGAGCUCUCUUGCUAUCCGACGACGGUACUCGCCUUCUUUCAGCAUCCAGUGAUGCCACAGUAAAACUAUGGGAUGUAGGAAUGCAACGUUGCUUGCACACUUUUUCACAUCAUUCUUCUUCAGUCUGGGCUCUUGCUAGUCAACAUCCGAGGUUAGAAGUUUUUCACUCAGGUGACCGGACUGGUUGGGUAUGUAAGGUUGAUCUUGAAGGUUGUGGUGAUCCUAGUGAAGGGGAGUGUGUGACGAUAUGCAAGGUGGAUAGUGAUGAUGACAAGUCCAACAUGUUCUCAUCUAUGGGUAAUCAAAACGUGGUACGAAUUGUGGGUAUGGAUGAUACCUUUAUCUGGACAGCCACUGGAAGCUCGAACGUGAAACGCUGGAAGGAUAUUCCAACGCGAAUGCAACGUCGUCAAACCCAUGGAAAACCCGCCCAACUCCUUCAUAUUCCUUUUGACACAUCUAACGACUCUCUUUAUUCUUCCCCACCGUCAUCAUCGCACCCCACUCUGAUUGCAUCCCACGAGGCAGAAGAGUCCCAAGCUUUAUUGGAAAGUGAUCGAACUCCUCAAGGCGCAGUUUUCCAAACCUCUACAUCUGUCAACCCUCAAGUACACUUUCCGGGCGUCGUUUCCUUUGCAGAUCGGCCCAUUUUUCAUCCCUACCACCCUUCCAAUAUAUCACCCUUGGGUCUUGUUCCCCAUUCCAGUUCUUCAGUCUCACCUUCAUCUCGCGCACCUUCCAGGCCAUCGGUCCGUGUUACUGACUAUUUUCAGCAUCAAUCCACAGCCAACACUGUCGAAGAGACCACAUUAGAUUCUAUCCCACUCGAUGCGCUGGUACCACUAAUCUCACCGAAUGACCCAAUCGGUCCAGCAUUGAAUCAUACCAUAGCGGAAGAGCAAGGUCCACAUAUCAGACCCGGCUUAAAUCAUUCGGUUUCUUCAUCGCUCAAUCUUUCUAGACGUACCACUCUCACCAACUGUGGCCCAUCCACCCUCCCGGUCUCCACUUUGAGCCUAGACAGGGCCAACGACUCAGAUGUAAACGUACCACUAACUUUUGUCGAAACCGCUGUUACAUCUCGUUUGAACGGGCCUCCUGAUCCGAUUGCCUUCGACUCACAAGCCUGGCGACUGUAUCGUAUGCGAGAUUCGGCCGCUGACGCAAUCCCACUUCGCGACAAUCCGGACGCAAUCAUUCACGGUCGAUCGGGCUUGAUCAAGUGUGCACUUCUCAACGAUCGCCGGCACGUGAUCACUAUUGACACUGUGGGGCAAUUGGCCCUUUGGGAUAUCAUAUAUUGUGUCUGUAAAGGAAUCUUCACCACCGAAGGAUUGAGUGCUUCAGGGCCCAAGUCAAACACCACUGAAAAUUCAAGCGUAAUUUCGUCCGAUUCAUCUGAUAUCUUGUCGACUUCAAGUGGUAGCCAAUCUGCUUACACGCCCGCAAAUCAAAAGCCAGCUACUGUUUUGGCGACAGAUCUGCUACAAUUAGUCAAAGACCGAAUCGAAGGUGAAGCUUCGAUCGCUAAUUGGUGCUCAGUGGAAAUCCAAACCGGACUAUUAACGGUCCAUUUGGAAGAAUCUCGAUGUUUUGAUGCUGAAGUUUACGCUGAUGAGGCGGAUAUCGCACCGGAGUUGUUGUCAGAAAUGAAGGAUGACCAUCGAAUCUGUUUAGGAAAAUGGAUCUUGAAGAAUCUUUUCAAUGGUUUCGUCAACUAUCACAUCAAACUUCGACACCCAACCACCAAUACAGGCUCCAAGAGUUCUAGCACGACAUCAGUUGUCUUACCCCCUUCAGCUCGUCUGCCGGACUCAUCUUGUUAUUUCGCUGGUGGUAAUUCCUCUUCCCAUGGACUCAAUGACCACAGGCGUGGUAGUGUGCCUAGAACACCGGGAAUGACUAUAAGUCCUGCCACAGCUGCCAUUAACCCCGCGCUACCACCUGAUCUCAAAUCGCCCGAAUGUUCGACCACGAUGAAGAAUCGAUUAGGUGAUCCGGGCACUGGCAUGUCCCCUCGCCAACCUUUGAAUGAUUCAUCUGAAACACAUCCAGCACUUCCAAUGUUGGUCGAAGCUCCUGAAGAUGAAGAUCAACCUCCAACUUCAAAUAAUUUACCUCAUACAGACAAAAGACCUCCAGCUACAUAUAGCAAGUCAAAUGACAAUAGCUCCCAAGGUUCACUUUUUCCUACAUCAGCUCAAAAUCUUGAUACUCGAUCACCGCGUGAAGAACUUGCGACCGAGGCAUUGACCACAAGCCUCUUGAAUGGACCCAGUAGCCCAAGCCUCAGUACAAACACCAAUAUCAUUGGGCCCACGGCCACAGCGAGUAUCUUUGUGCGAUUACGAGGCUUAAGCCGAGGUCAAAGACGAAGGCCAAGUCAGGAUAUCAACGCAUCUUCGGCAUCUUCUAUCAUUAGCGGAACCUCAAAUAUUAACCAGAAUAAGGAUAGUAAUAAUGGAGCUGUUGAAAGGACACCACUAAGCAGGACGAAUUCGGAUGCAAGAGAACAUAGUAUAUCAUUGGAAAGAACCAAGAUGCAAAACCAAUUGAUUCAGAGUAUCUUUUCUAAGCCAUUUCAACCGAUUGGAGAGAUAGACGCACCUAAGAUUAAAUUAACAUCAGAUAUCAUGAUUUUGAUUUCAGAAGCUGGAAAUGAGUCAGGAGCAUGGGAGGUAAGGUAUAGAGGAUUGGUCAAGGAAGAUGAAGAUGAAGAUGAAGCAGAAGCAGAUUGGAUGGCAUUAGAAAUGGUUGGACCUGGUUGGUUAUUAGAGUAUCUUUUAGGGAAUCGAACGAUCAUCAAGGAGAAAGAAAGUAAUUCUUUGAAAGUGACCUUUGUUUUGAUGCCUAUCGAAGGUGGAGGAUUGAAUGAAUUACCAAAUGGAAAUGCGAGAUUGACAGCAGCAAGGGUUUUGAGAAUGAGAAAAGUGAUAGGAUAUAUUUCACAAAAACUUGAACUUGAACCAUUAGAUGAAACUCCUCAAUCAACACAACCAACACAACCACAACCACAACCACAACCACAAACAGCAGUUCAAACUAGAAAGAUGGAAGAUGAAAUCGAAUUGUUCUGUAAUGGAACAUCAAUCCCAUGGAGAAUGAGUUUAGGAGCUGUAAAACAAUGGGUUUGGACAAAAGGUGGUGAUGUGGUGAUUAAUUAUCAAUUGAAGAAAUCAUGA
Molecule: messenger RNA, 4242 nt
Organism: Melampsora larici-populina 98AG31
Lineage: Eukaryota; Fungi; Basidiomycota; Pucciniomycetes; Pucciniales; Melampsoraceae
Exons: 5
Coding region: 1-4242 (1413 amino acids)
Biological process (GO): double-strand break repair via homologous recombination; protein deubiquitination
Molecular function (GO): ubiquitin binding
Source: RefSeq, a predicted model, not a curated record